AGUUCCUGCGCUGUGGCCUCUGGGUCGUGUCCAGCGCGAUCGCGGGGUCUUAGACAGCUCAACUCGCCGAGAUGGCCUGGGCACCUCUGCGCUGAAACGGCAAAUUCUGAUCAAGCCGCAUUUAUUCUGCCUUCAGGAACUCUUAAGUCUAGCAGAGAAGAUGAGGCGGUAGAAGUUCAUCAGUCAGUGCCCGAAGAGAGAUGGCUUGGCUGGAGGACAAGCAAAUUGAGGACAUUGGCAACGGAGUGAUCAAAAUGAUAGAUCAUGAGGCCUAAAACGAAUAAGGAAAGAAGAGAAGUGGGAGAAGCUGAGAACAGAAAGAGAGGGUGGAGGGGCUGUAAAUCUUGAAGAUUAGGGUGUAAUAUGAGUAUAUGAGUAAGAAUUGGAAGAAUUGUAUAGGAGGCAGAAGUCAAAAAGUAGAAGCAGUUUGGAAGAGUAGUUACAAAUAUCAAGAGCCAGGUGGCUAAAAGAUGGAGCUAUAGGUCAUGGAAGCUCAAGAAACUGAGUCUCCAGGGCAUUGGUUAAGUCAUCUGUCUAGACUUCAAAGUUGUCUAGGAUGGUAAUUCAGAAGACUGUGAUCUGUGCCAAAGUCACAGGUUUUUCACAACUGAAAAUAACAUAGCAAAAUAAGCCAAGAUGUCUGUGGAUCCAAUGACCUACGAGGCCCAGUUCUUUGGCUUCACGCCACAAACGUGCAUGCUUCGGAUCUACAUUGCAUUUCAAGACUACCUAUUUGAAGUGAUGCAGGCUGUUGAACAGGUUAUUCUGAAGAAGCUGGAUGGCAUCCCAGACUGUGACAUUAGCCCAGUGCAGAUUCGCAAAUGCACAGAGAAGUUUCUUUGCUUCAUGAAAGGACAUUUUGAUAACCUUUUUAGCAAAAUGGAGCAACUGUUUUUGCAGCUGAUUUUACGUAUUCCCUCAAACAUCUUGCUUCCUGAAGAUAAAUGUAAGGAGACACCUUAUAGUGAGGAAGAUUUUCAGCAUCUCCAGAAAGAAAUUGAACAGUUACAGGAGAAGUACAAGACUGAAUUAUGUACUAAGCAGGCCCUUCUCGCAGAAUUAGAAGAGCAAAAAAUUGUUCAGGCCAAACUCAAACAGACAUUGACUUUCUUUGAUGAGCUUCAAAAUGUUGGCAGAGAUCAUGGGACUAGUGAUUUUAGGGAGAGUUUGGUGUCCCUGGUUCAGAACUCCAGAAAACUACAGAACAUUAGAGACAAUGUGGAAAAGGAAUCGAAACGACUGAAAAUAUCUUAAUUGCUCAGUCAAAAGGAGGAGCCUGUCAAAAAGUAGAAUCAUGAAGAAUUUAUACGAGUGACUGUUCAAACCAACCAUACUUUUUGUUAGAUUUGCUUUGUCAACUCUUGUAUUCUGUGUCUUCCUCUUUUUUGGUCCACUUUCCUGAGGUAUGAAGUGUACUACUUUGAACUAGGCUGAAGCAUCUGUUCCUUAGAGUCUUCUAAUAAGUGGGAAGGGAUCAAACAAAGAAGCCAUGGCCAGUUAAAGAUAUUUGCAGAGUUAUACCUUGGUCAUAAGUCCUUUGUGACCUUGAUUAUUUUGGCUUACUCUUUGGAUGAGACCAGACAAGAAAAGGGUUAAACAGGUGGCUCCUUUAGUAUUAUUGUUUUUGAGACAAGGUCCCCUUCUGUCACCCAGGUUAGAGUAGAGUUCAGUGGCACAAUCUUGGCUCACUGCAACCUCUGUGUGCUGGGCUCAAGUGAUCCUUCUGCCUCAGCCUCCCAAGUAGCUGGGACCCCAGGUGGGUGUCACCAUGCUUGGCUAAUUUUUUUUUGCAGAAACGAGGCCUCACUAUAUUGCCCAGGCUAAGUGGCUCUUUUAUUAACUAGUCAUUACACUGCGGGACAGCCAACAUAGAGUACUUGCUCUCGCCCUGUAAAUUUUCUUACGUAAGGGAGUCAGUAUGUAGUGGAAAGAAGCAUGUAGCAAAAAAGACAACCUUGAUCUUUAAUAAAAAAGAAGUUGGUUAUUUCCAAAAUAAAUCCCCUGACAAAAAACCUGGUGAUGUUAAGCAAUCGACUGUCUUAGAGUCCAGCAGGAGAAGACCUUAGACAAAAAAAGCAGAACCCACUGGAAUAGAAAAGGAAGCAUGUAGCAUAUACUCAGUAAUGAAAUUUAAUUUUACUGACUGUUGGGUAUCUAUGCCAAUUUCUUUUCAUACUUCAGUUGGUUUUGGAAUCUGCCUUAUACCUAAUAUUUAAUUAUUUAUUCACACUCAUAAGCAUCAAAUAUUUAAUGCCCUCAGUGGGAAAUUUGUGUUUAAACUCAAUGGAAUCUAAUACUUCUUGAUGUCAUUCGUCCCUGUAAAAUGUUAGGUCACCCAAGGAAAGGGGAGAAAUAGCAAUGGUUGUUCCUAAGGUAUUGCUUGCCCUUCAUGUCUUCCUCAAGAGCAGAACUUGGAGUUUCUCCUUUUUGUAGAGAAGAAGUAACUUAGGGUGUAUUUGCAAUGAAAUAUUCAUAGAUAUUGAAAGCUUGUGUUUCCAUGAAAUAUGUUAUUAUCAAGAAGUCCUUUUUCCAAUUCUGUACAUUAAAUAUAUGUGUUUUAAAGGG
Messenger RNA from Nomascus leucogenys (northern white-cheeked gibbon), 2565 nucleotides. It is a transcript of the gene MIS12, whose product is annotated as MIS12 kinetochore complex component. Gene Ontology annotation, biological process: mitotic sister chromatid segregation; mitotic cell cycle; protein localization to kinetochore. Lineage: Eukaryota; Metazoa; Chordata; Mammalia; Primates; Hylobatidae. Gene Ontology annotation, cellular component: chromosome, centromeric region; nucleus. The record is from RefSeq and is a predicted model, not a curated record.